AUGAACACGCAGCUAGCUGGCAGUCACCCCUACUUCAACCUGCCUGACUUCACCCAGCCAUUGGGGCCUUCCACUCUGCCCAGCCUCCCUUGGCACCUGUACUGCACCAAGGGUCUGCUUGUGGCCCUGCCGGGUGGGGGCCUGCCUGCUGGUUUCGUGGGCCCCUUUUCCCAGGUGUCUUACCAGACUUCCCACUUACCCUUGCUGCAGCUGCUCAUCUGUCAAUGCCUCUUCCAGCUGCCCUUUGCCUUGCCCCUGCCUCCACAACCUCCUCACUUGUCUUCAGUAGGACUAAUCAUUAUUGUGGGACCUGGACUAGGGAUACUAACGGAAGGGAUGAAGGGUCUCUACACUGCCCUGAGUUAUGUGCUCGCUUUCCUGGGCAGCCUGGCACUAUCGCUGGGCUUCCCAUCCUGCCUACCAACAGUGGCCUUCCUUUUUGGCUUGAUGGGUCUGGUGGGCUCCAUACCAGGACUCUUUCUGCUUCCCUUGCUGCCCAUUGAUCCUACGAGUUGGAGGUGUGUGGGGGCAGUGGUGAUCCUCGCCCUGGUCUCCUUUAUGUGUGUGAGCUAGGUGGUCACCAAGGCCCACCCUGCCCUGGUAUGUGCCAUCCUGCACUCUGAGGUGGUGGUGGUCCUGAUGCUGCAGCAUUAUGUGCUCUAUUGA
Messenger RNA from Miniopterus natalensis, 666 nucleotides. It is a transcript of the gene SLC35G6, whose product is annotated as solute carrier family 35 member G6. Lineage: Eukaryota; Metazoa; Chordata; Mammalia; Chiroptera; Miniopteridae. The record is from RefSeq and is a predicted model, not a curated record.